Messenger RNA from Exophiala xenobiotica, 906 nucleotides. RefSeq lists its product as uncharacterized. The record is from RefSeq and is a predicted model, not a curated record. The coding region runs from base 1 to 906 and encodes 301 amino acids. The transcript is spliced from 2 exons. NCBI's taxonomy places the organism in Eukaryota, Fungi, Ascomycota, Eurotiomycetes, Chaetothyriales, Herpotrichiellaceae.
AUGAAUUCGAAGCCCGGUUACAAAAGGCGCUGGGUACAUCAGCGAUUGGGAUGGCCCUUGAGAGUCCCACAUAACCCGCAAACUCCCUCAGACAAUAUCAGUGAAAGUGAUUCGCCGGGGCAAGGGAGACUUGUUGUGCCUAUCGUCCAGCGCCCCAUAAUCUGGUUUGACGGCAUCGAGAGCAUCGAGGUCGACCGGUUUGUUCAUGAGAUGCGCGCAAAUUUCUUCUCGGACGCAUUCAAGCGGUGCCUCAAUCAGGCCGUCAUUUACGGCGAUGAACAAGCUCCGCUAGGGGAAUCCUCCUUACUUAAUGAGCGGCCUUCAAGCACCUGUUCCGAAUCCCAUCCAGAAAGUUCAUCGGUUCAAGAGGCAGCAAGGGCCACCAGCGGACAGACUGUAACAAAGUGUCUCACACCCAAGUUCGACAGCGGAGCCGACUUCAGCAUAAUACCUGAAAAGACGUUAACGAGGCUGAGGAAAAGCUAUACGAGUAAAUCCAACCUGCAUCCAGAGCAUAUGUCCCGGAUGACGCUGGUGGAUGUACGGGGCGAAAGUUUCGUUGCGGUCGGUAUAGUUCCACUUCUUUGGUAUCUCGACAGUUCUCCCAGCGUCCUCCUGAGUACCACAUUCUAUGUGGUACGCGAGAAUAUCGGCCACGAUCUCAUCAUUGGCAGCGAUGUCAUGCAUGCUGUUGCAGCUGCUGUGGCUCAGGACAAGGCAGUGCGCAGUAGGGGUCCGAGGGGAGUGCACAAUACGGGUCCUAGUCAACUGAAAAAAGCGGUCCGACUCAUGGGCAUGCUGCGACAUCGAUCAAGUGGAAGUCUCCGCGGACAUGCUGCACCCAGGCCUCCGCAUCUCCCAACAGUCGAUGAGACUGCAGCGGUUCCCAACGGCAGUGCAGGGUAG